Tinamus guttatus (white-throated tinamou) is the source of this 699-nucleotide messenger RNA. It is a transcript of the gene DRAM1, whose product is annotated as DNA damage regulated autophagy modulator 1. The record is from RefSeq and is a predicted model, not a curated record. Gene Ontology annotation, biological process: regulation of autophagy. Gene Ontology annotation, cellular component: lysosome. NCBI's taxonomy places the organism in Eukaryota, Metazoa, Chordata, Aves, Tinamiformes, Tinamidae.
UUGGCCGUGGUGUCGGGACCCGUCGCCCCCUUCGUGCCCUAUAUCAGUGACACUGGAACUAAGCCUCCAGAGAGCGGUAUCUUUUGCUUUAUGAUUAAUAUUUCAUCAAUUUUAGGUGUAGCUACAAUGUGUAUCAGAUCCUUAGUAAUAGAAAAGCAAAAUGAGUCAUCACGCUUUAUUAGUCCUACAUGCAACAUACUUUCAUUAUGUAUUGGAUUGUUGGGUUGUGUCGGAAUGGCCAUCGUUGCAUCCUUUCAGGAGCUGUCUGUUACCAGUGUCCAUGACGUAGGAGCUUUGGUGGCAUUUGGCUCUGGUGUUGUAUACAUUACCCUGCAGUCUAUCAUCUCUUACAAGUCCUGUCCGCAAUGGAAUACUUACCUCAUGUGUCGCAUCAGGAUGGCUAUAUCUCUAAUAUCAUGCAUUGCUGUCAUCCCCAUGAUUGUGUUUGCUUCACAAAUUCCCAUGUCAAAAAUCCAUUGGAUUCCAAGUGAAAAGGAUUAUGUUUAUCAUUUUGUGAGUGCCAUCUGUGAAUGGAUAGUGGCCUUUGGUUUUAUCUUCUUCUUUUUCACCUUCAUUAGAGAUUUUCAGAAAGUUUCUUUACGGGUAUCAACAGAAAUGUAUGAAGACUGCUGAUCCUGAAAAUUAUGUUUUGCAUGGAUGAACAUUUUAGGAUUGUUCUUACUUACAUAAAUUUUGCAG